Chenopodium quinoa (quinoa) is the source of this 6719-nucleotide messenger RNA. RefSeq lists its product as uncharacterized. The coding region runs from base 1 to 4947 and encodes 1648 amino acids. The record is from RefSeq and is a predicted model, not a curated record. Gene Ontology annotation, molecular function: nucleic acid binding. The transcript is spliced from 5 exons. NCBI's taxonomy places the organism in Eukaryota, Viridiplantae, Streptophyta, Magnoliopsida, Caryophyllales, Amaranthaceae. Gene Ontology annotation, biological process: DNA integration.
AUGGCUAUUCCAGAUAAGAGCAAUAAUGCUCCAAAGCCAAUUAUCAAACUUCCAUUCCCUAAUUGUCAACUGAAGACAAAUUUGGAUAAGCAGUUUGAGGAGAAGUGCUUUAGUGUUAAUGUAGUUCAAAGUUAUUCUAACAAUCCCCAAGCUCUUGUAAAAGAUCCCUUGGAGGCGGUAUCUUGUGUUGCAUCCCAUUCAGCUGAGAUAGACAAAUGGCAGAAGGAAGUUGAUGCAAUAGAAAGAGCCUUCUACACUGUUGGUCUUGACUUUGAGGACGAAAAGGUGGAAUCAAUCAAAAAUUUGAAACAUCAAAGAUUGAGAAAUUUUGCGGCAAGGAACCAGGGACUUAUAAUUCAUCCAUUUUCUACUCUUCCUGUAGCUAAAAGGACUCGUGCUCAUAUACUGGAGCAAGCUCGUCAUAUUCCGUUACCUCACAGUGAAAGUUCAUCUUCGGACGAGGAGGGUGAAUAUAUUUUUGAGAUGGGUGAUCAAACACUAAAGCAGCUUGCAGCUCCAACGUUUGAUCCAAAUUUAUUGUGCAUAGUAGACGAUGAGGCAGAAAUUGAGAUCAAGCCGGGGUUGAUUAGAGCUCUUCCCACAUUUUCAGGUUUCCGUAAUACUAACUCCUUGGGUUCAGUUCACAUGAAUGAGGCUAGCAGAUUUUUGAAGGCAUUUCACAUAGCAUGUGCGGGGAUGAAACCGGCUGGUGUCACCCUCGACCAGCUCAAGUUAAAGGCAUUUCCUUUUGCCUUGUCUGAUGCUGCCAGGGAGUGGUUAUUUGAAGUACCUGCUGGAACCAUCACAACAUGGGAUCAAAUGCUAAAAGUAUUCGCAGAAAGAUAUUUUCCAGCAUCUUUGAUAGCUAAUAUCAGGAAAGAAAUAUGUGGAAUUCGACAAGACGAUGCAGAGACACUUCAUGAGUACUGGGAGCGUUUCAAGAAACUAUGUGAUAGUUUUCCAAACCAUCAAAUCAGUGAGCAAUUAUUAAUACAGUACUUUUACGAAGGACUCAGGGAGACAGACAGGAAUUUAGUUGAUGCAGCAAGUGGUGGAGCAUUGGUUGACAAAACACCCGCAGAGGCAAAGAAACUGAUUGUAAACAUGGCUGCAAACUCUCAGUAUCGAGGAGGUCAAAAUAUCAAGUCCACCUCUGUACGUCAAGUUAAUGAAGUGGUGAGUUCUAACCUUGAGCAACAAGUAGCUAAACUCACUUCCUUAGUGGAGCGAGUAAUGAUCAAAAGAGGGCAAGAAAAAACUUAUAAUCCGGGGUGGAGAGAUCAUCCAAACCUGAGAUAUGGUAAUGCUCAGCAGCAGGCAGGCAACUCUAACCUCAGACCACCAGCUUUCCAGCAACAGCAAGCUUCUAAUCCUCCACCUGGGUUUCAUCAGCAACCACAAUAUCAGCCGCGACCUCAAAAUCAGCAAGUUUCCCAGCCACAAUCUGGUAGCAUGUCUCUGGAAGAUAUUGUGAAGGCAAUGGCUGACAACACUUUGCAUUUCCAGAAAGAGACAAGAAGUGGUCUAAAGAACUUGGAGAACCAAGUUUCUCAGUUAGCUAACACAGUAGGAAAGCUCCAAGCUCAGAACUCUAACAAGCUUCCGAGUCAACCAGAGAGAAAUCCAAAGGAGAACACGAGUGCAAUCUCCCUAAGAAGUGGCAAGCAAUUAGAGGUUCCAGCGAAAAAGACUGAAGGGCUGGCAGCACACCAAGAGGAACAAGAGACUAUUGUUCCAGAGCAAGAUAAGCAGCCCACUAAGGUAAGAGAUGUUGUUUCUCCUAAUAUUGAUGAGUUUACUUCUUCUGUUCCAUUUCCUAGUAGGUUAUCAUCUAAGAAUAAGAAGAGAGAGCAAGAAAAGGAGAAAGAGACCCUGGACAUUUUUCUCAAGGUUGAGGUAAACAUACCUUUACUGGAAGCUAUAAGACAAGUGCCGCGGUAUGCAAAGUUUUUGAAGGAGUUAUGCACUAACAAGAGGAGAUUGAGUGGAGAUGAAAAAGUCAGUGUUAGUGAGAAUGUGUCUGCUGUUUUACAGAGGAAAGUUCCUCCAAAGUGCAAGGAUCCAGGUAUUUUUACUAUACCAUGUAAAAUAGGUAACACGAGAUACGAUAAAUGCAUACUAGACUUAAGAGCUUCUAUUAAUGUCAUGCCUUUAUAUAUCUAUAAAGCUCUAAACUUAGGACCUUUGAAAGACACUCGAGUGAUUAUUCAGCUUGCUGACCGUUCUAAUACAUACCCUGUAGGAGUAGUCGAGGAUGUUUUAGUGCAAGUGAAUGAACUGGUGUUUCCUGCUGACUUUUAUGUUUUAGAUAUGUCAAAUGAUGAAUCCCCUAGUGCAGCACCUAUCUUAUUAGGAAGACCUUUUCUGAAAACAUCUAGAACUAAAAUUGAUGUUCACAGUGGGGUGUUGACCAUGGAAUUCGAUGGGGAGGUUAUCCGGUUUAAUUUAUUUGAUGCCAUGAGAUAUCCCUCUGAUUGUGAAUCUGUUUCUAGUAUAGAUGUCAUUGAUGCACUAACUGAGCAAGUAUUCUUUCUCUCUGGUCAUGAUGGGUUAGAUGUUGUUUUGACUGGGCCUAUGGAAAAAGAAAAGUAUACUGACUUGCAGGAACAUUUUGAGCUUAAGGGGGAAGUUAAGGAAGCUUUUUCCUCUCUGGAAAUACUUCCCGAUAAGCAGUCAAGGUAUGACAAACAGUUUAUGCAGUUACCUGUCACUUCUAACAGAUUGUUACCUUCUAUUGUACAGGCCCCUGAAGUGGAACUAAAGCCACUACCAGACCAUCUCAAGUAUGCGUUUUUGGGAGAAAAUGACACUCUGCCAGUCAUAAUCGCGAGUAAUCUAACUCCGAAUCAAGAGCAAAAGCUGGUGCAAGUUCUGAAGGAGCAUAAAACAGCUCUAGGGUGGACGGUUGCUGAUAUAAAAGGAAUUAGUCCCUCUAUGUGUCAGCACAGAAUCUUAUUAGAAGUGGUAGCUAAACCCGUGAGACAAGUGCAGCGACGACUUAAUCCACCUAUGAUGGAAGUGGUGAAGAAAGAAGUAAUGAAGCUUCUUGAAGUAGGGGUGAUAUACCCUAUAUCAGAUAGCCCUUGGGUCAGUCCCUUGCAAGUGGUCCCAAAAAAGUCAGGAGUCACAGUGGUGGAAAACGAUAAGGGAGAAAUGGUUCCCACCCGAGUACAAAAUGGGUGGAGAGUUUGUGUAGAUUACAGAAAACUCAAUUCUUUGACUCGAAAAGAUCAUUUUCCCUUACCCUUUAUUGAUCAAAUGGUAGAGCGUCUUGCUGGUCAUGCUUAUUACUGUUUUCUUGACGGUUUUUCAGGUUAUGUGCAGGUCCCUAUAACUCCGGAGGAUCAAGAAAAAACGACGUUCACAUGCCUGUACGGCACAUUUGCGUAUCGUCGUAUGCCAUUUGGACUGUGCAAUGCUCCAGCGACUUUUCAGAGAUGUAUGGUAAGCAUCUUUUCAAAUUACCUUGAAAAUUUCAUAGAAGUUUUCAUGGAUGAUUUCACUGUACAUGGAGAUUCUUUUGAUAGAUGCUUAGAACACCUCACUUUGGUCCUUAAACGUUGUCUUGAAACUAACCUUGUGCUUAAUUCUGAAAAAUGUCAUUUCAUGGUUCAACAAGGUAUAGUUUUAGGCCAUAUUGUGUCGUCUGAAGAAAUAAAAGUUGAUAAAGCUAAAAUAGAUCUUAUUUCUUCUCUGCCUUACCCCGCCUCUGUGCGGGAAGUUCGAUCUUUUCUUGGCCAUGCAGGGUUCUAUCGCAGGUUUAUUGAAGGAUUCUCGAAGAUUGCGCAACCACUAUGCAGACUACUCCAAAAAGAUGUGGAGUUCCAUUUUGAUGAGACCUGUAAGCAGGAAUUUGACAAGCUGAAAGACAAGUUGGUCACUGCCCCUGUUCUACAACCUCCUAACUGGGAGCUCCCAUUCGAGUUGAUGUGCGACGCUUCUAAUUAUGCUGUAGGAGCGGUGCUAGGCCAGCGAGUUGGAAAAGUUCCCCAUGCCAUCUACUAUGCCUCAAGGACUUUGGAUGCGGCUCAAGCUAAUUAUAGUACAACUGAGAAAGAACUUUUAGCUGUAGUUUUUGCUUUAGACAAAUUCAGGUCUUAUUUAUUGGGUACUAAAAUUGUUGUGUUUACUGACCAUGCAGCGCUGAAAUAUCUGUGGUCAAAAGAUGUAUACAAACCUAGGCUAAUACGUUGGAUAUUAUUGCUUCAACAAUUUAAUGUUGAAAUAAAAGAUAAAAAAGGUUCUGACAAUAGUGUUGCUGAUCAUUUGAGCAGGUUAGUUAUUGAAGCUGAUGAAGGUAAAGUCCCAAUCAAUGAAGAGUUCCCCGAUGAGCAGCUUCAUGCCUUGAACUCAAGAACUCCAUGGUAUGCUGAUUUGGUGAAUUUUUUUGUAUCCGGGAAGUUUCCAGCCAGCUACACAAAAGCACAGAAGGACCGGAUGCGUAGUAUAGCAAAAUACUACAUAUGGGAUGACCCAUACCUCUGGAAAUACUGUGCUAAUCAACUGAUCAGAAGAUUCGGAUUCCCGAGAGCCAUCAUCAAUGACAAGGGGACACACUUUUGCAAUAAGACAAUAGGAGCUCUCUUGAAGAAGUAUAAUGUGUUUCAUCGAGUGUCCACUGCAUAUCACCCACAAACAAAUGGACAGGCAGAAGUCUCCAAUCGAGAAAUCAAGUCCAUUCUAGAGAAGACUGUGAAUCCAAACAGGAAAGAUUGGAGUCUCCGCCUCAACGAAAAUUUAGCUCUGUUUUAUUCUAUCGUCAUUUUUUUCAAUUUUAUAGCUCUGUUUAAAAAAAAAAAAAAAAAGAAAAAAAAGAAAAAAAAAAUUCAGCUUAGAUAUUUCGUUUGCUCCUACUUUGAAGCCCCCUAUAAUAUUCAGGAAACUAAUUCUGUUUUUAUUUGGCAUAAGUUGUUGCAGGACAGUGGGAUUGGUUGGACCCAAUGGUGAAGUUAAAGCUGCGCUGAUACAACACCUGCUUAUAUCCAAAAAUGUUUGCAGCAAGAAAAUAUGAACAUAUUGAAGCUUGGGGGGAUACCAUCAGGCAGUACCCUACCAUAUUCAACUCAUCCGGUGAGCUCGUUUCCUUGUCUCUUCCUAUUUCUAUCCCCUUAUUUUUUUUACAGUCACACAUUGAGGGCAAUGUGUGGAUUAAGCUUUGGGGGAAUGCGUUAUGUUCAGUCUCUUGGUAUGUCUCUGUUGUGGUAUGGUAUUAUAUUGAGUCUAAUAAUGAAAUUUAGACAGUGCAUUGCAUAUGAACAUUACAUUCACUCUACAAUGCUUAACUUUGCUAAUAGACUUGUAUAUAUAUCAAAAAAAAAAAAAAAAAACAAAAAAAAAAACAAAAAAAAAAAUGAUUUGGCCCUGUUCUAUCCUUGAUUCAAGUCUUGAGGAUCUUUGAUUUACUCCACUACAGUGUUGACGGAAGGUAGGCUGUAAUUGUUUUAAGAGUUGAUAAUUGAUUUUGUAAUCAUAAAAAUGAUUUGCCCCCUACAUAUAUACUUGACUUGACGCUGUUAUUGAGCAAAGUAGAGUGAUUAUUACAGAAUGCUUAGCUGGUCUGAUGUGUCAAUAUAUUUGGCUUGAAAUUGUAAUUGAGCAAGAGUGGAGUAAUUGUAACAUGUCAGGUUGCAUACUAUUAUAUCAAGAGUCUAACUUCUCUGUAAUUUCAUGCCUUUGCUUGAGGACAAGCAAAAUAUUAAGCUUGGGGGUGUUUGAUAGGGUCGUAAAAUAUAAUUUUUAUAUAUAUUAAACUCUUGAUUUUAUAUUGACAUUUGAUAAUUUAAGAGUAUUAUAAGUAAUUUUCUUUCGUAGACUUGAGUUACUACUAUUUUAUUUAUUUGGCUGUAGGAAGGAAGAUUACGGCACUAAAUUACAUUUUUACCAACGCUCGGAUUAAAAGAAACCAAGACCACAUGACCAGAUUAAGUCACAUUUGUCUCAAGCCCAAUAAGAUAUUAUUGUGAAUGGGCAUACUAGAGGAAAGAGAGCUACAAACCUACAAUACUCAUCAGAAUCUUUUUCUCUUUAUUUCGAUGAGCAGUGAGGUAGGUUUCUUGAGCGAUUUUUGUGGGUACCAAACUGUCAAGCUAGAAAAGAUAGAGAUGAAAUCACAUAAGGAUGAGAGCGUUCGGGAUCAAAGAUUCCGGGUGAUAAGAUUGGGAUGCCGAAUGGGAAGAAAGGGGGUUGUUUUUGAGAUUGGAAGGGGAGAGAUUUUUUUAGACUGUUUUUGGAGUAAAGCCGAAUUGCAUGCGAGAGGAGGCGAUCUUCUGGGCAGCGAAUUGAGGAAAAAAUCAGAAAACAAACUCAGAGCAGUGUAGUAGCGGUGAAGAGAAACAGCAUCAGUCGAGAGGACUUAGAUGUGUUCUGGAAUUUGUCAUUUGCUACGGGAUUUUUCUGGGCUAGGUUUCAGGAAUAAAAACUAAAGAAAUUCCUUGGAGCACUGCAACUCGUGUCAUAGUCUUGGGUAAUCAUCAAAUUGGUUUUGAUACUACAUUAGUUUAAUAUCUCCUUUUACUCUUUGUAUUGGAUUUCAUUUUGGUAAUAAUAGUCAGAGUUUGAUUUCUUAUUAAGAUAUAGGAUUGAAUUUUAUUAUUCAGCUAAUCAUUGGUAAGUUAUGGCAUUUGUUAAAUGUUGGUACUUUGUGCUUCGUUUAGCUACUGCUAGCAUUAUCAAUUUCGAUGUUUAAUUAUUUAUAUCAUAUUAUGAAGUUUCUUUUUGUA